AUGGGUACAAUAAAAACAUUGGAGCAUAAAUUAGAAUUUGUUGGAAAACAAAUUGCUGGGUUACGGUAUGACAUCAGAUUAUUGUUCGAUAUUCUUGAGAGAAUCGAACAUAAAAUUGAUAAACCUGCAAUGACAGCUUCAAUCAAUCAUACAAAUCAAUCUUUAAUAGACCAACCAUUUAUUAAAACUAUCAAUACUGCGGAUGAAUUACAAGCAUUGGAAGCUAAACUAAUAAACCCUGAUCAAAACAAUGAAUUUAGGUAUCAAUUAAUUACUGAAAUUACUUGGUCAAUGGGUAAAGACGUAAAACAUUCAGUUAAACGCAUAUUCGAAAAAUUAUUUAACGACAAACUUCUAUGUGUAUAUUCAUUUUAUGGCAUUAGGAACAAAAAAUCUUUUUCCACGUUAAAUAUUUGUUCCAUUAUUUUUGAAGCAAUCCGCAAAGAGAUAAAAUUUAAGAAUGUUCAACAUAAAGAAAUAGAAGAUUGCAUACAAAAAUAUUUGGCACAACGACCAUUUGUGGUGAAAAGAAAAAAAGCUACAAUGCUAACAAACAUUGCAGAUGAUGAUCAAUUAUUACAAUAAUAUAACUUUUAAAAUAUUGAUAAAUAGGGCACUAUACUAGCAUGCACUAUCUCUGUCUUACAAACACAUGACAUAGCAAAUUGUACAUUCUAAAUAAUCUAUUUAACUCCCUUAUGAUUAAUAUUACACGCUAAUUUACCUAAUAUUAAAUUUAAUAGUAAAAAUAUUUUUGUAUGAACCUCAUAAGUUUUUAAUAACUGUAAUAUUAAGCAUAAAGAAGUUGGUAUGGAUUAUUCAGAAUGUACAAUUUGCUAUGUUAUGCUAUAUUAUGUUAAGAUGAAACAGUGCAUGUAAGCAUAGUGUUCUAGCUCUUAAUAUAUAAAUAUUAUUAUUUGUUGUUAAAAAGUUGCAAAUAUAUUAUAAGUA
Molecule: messenger RNA, 951 nt
Organism: Aphis gossypii (cotton aphid)
Lineage: Eukaryota; Metazoa; Arthropoda; Insecta; Hemiptera; Aphididae
Exons: 4
Coding region: 1-585 (194 amino acids)
Source: RefSeq, a predicted model, not a curated record